UGGUUGUUUGUACACUUGUUUAAUGUCUCCCACCUAUCAUCAACCCUGGAGCAUAGUUGUGAGAUUUUGCGAGGUUCCAACAAAAAGACUGGUACAUCGCACUGCCCUGCUAUCUUUUUUGUAUUAUGAGAAAACGUGAUUCUUGUCUUCUCGCUACCUACGUUAUUGGUGUCCUGUCUUAAUCUUUUGAAGUAGCUCUUCGGCCACACACACUAACCUGACGCUGGGUGACCCGCAAAUGCCAAGCCAUCCUACCUGCCGCCCUAUGCUCUGUUGGAGCGUAUUGUGGCAAGAAUUUUCUAGGGCAGCUUGUGGGCAUGAUGACGCAACGCCCCUCUUGGCCAGCUUGGAAUGAGCAGUGGUUCCACUCCUGCGCCAAAUGUGCCAUUUUGCACCAGAGGCAUGUUUUAUACGAAGCAUGGAUGUUCCUGUAAUUCUCGACUAACUCUUACUGUUGUGACUGAACUGACGUUUACAUUAUUGGGCAGGAGAUCGAACUAUAGCGGGCGCUUUAUCGAGCAUGUCCACAUAGCCCGGUGUUUACUAACGCAGUAUAACAAUAAAAUUGAACCUUGCCUAGCAUUGUCUCGGCACAAGCGCUUUGCUCUGACCAGUGCUUUAGUUGCAUGAGGAGCGGCCUUUGAAUCGUCAUCUUCAAUUUCUUGGAUCAAGAACAAACACAACAUUUUUUGUCCCCAGAGCUCAAGAGCGCCUGCUAGAGGAGUGACUGUCCGAUCCCCUCCCCAAUAUUAGCAGUGCAACAAAAAAAGAAAGGCUUCUUUUAAAAGUGAAGUCCACCUCUAAGCUUUUAUAAGUCAGAUGGCACAAGCCACCCUCAUUGCUAGGGGCACAGGUAUUGCUUUUCAUUGUUCCUUCAUGUUUAUAAACCUUUCAAUGUGUCUGAAAUGUGUCAUUCUUCUAGCUGUCUCGUUAGGUUGAUGCACUUGAUGGCUUUGUUCUUAAUUAGUGCUGUUGCUCUUCGUGUUUGAUCCCAGGCUUCUCAAGUGGUCCCCUGCCCUCUUUGCCGUCCUGUGAGCCGUCGUACGAACCUGACUUGAGACAGCAGUUUCUAUGGAACCGAUUCAGUCCUCAAGUCACGGAGAUGAAGCUGCACUGUUGGGGAAGACCAGCUGCCCUUUGAAAGUCACUGAGGACAUCUGGUUUGGAUGCUGUUCCUGCACCUACUUCACUAGAGAACAGCAUGGAAUUGUGAGCCACUUGGUUGCCCAUGGUGAUGAACAAUUCAAGGGCCUACCUCCUUUCACAUUUCCUGCCUCAAAGUUCAAAGUGCACAGCAACACUCAAAAGCACAGAAGUGAUAAGCUUUUCAAGUGCAAGCUGUGUCCUCAUGUCUUUAGUCGGAAUUCCUCUCUGAUUGAGCAUAAUCGAACACACAGUGGUGAAAAACCUUUCAAGUGCAAGCUGUGUUCCAAAGCCUUUGCUCACAGGGGCAGUCUGAACAACCACAAGAAAACCCACAGUGGUGAAAAACCUUACAAGUGCGAGUUGUGUUCCAAAGCCUUUGCUUGUAGGAGCGGUCUGAUCUACCACAAGAAAACACACACAGGUGAAAAGCCAUUCAAGUGCAGGCUGUGCCCCCAAGAGUUUGCUCACAAAAGCAGUCUGAUCCACCACAAGCAAACACACACAGGUGUAAAGCCAUUCAAGUGUGAGCUUUGCCCCCAAGAGUUUACACACAUUUCCUCUUUGAAAAACCAUAAUCGAAUACACAGUGGUGAAAAACCUUAUAAGUGCAAUUUGUGCCCCCAAGCCUUUGCUCAAAAUUUCCAGCUGAGAACCCAUAAAGUAAUGCACAGUGGUGAAAAACCUUACAAGUGUGAGUUGUGUUCCAAAGCCUUUGCUUCUAGGGGCAGUCUGAUCUACCACAAGAACACACACACAGGUGAAAUGGUGUUCAAGUGCAAGCUGUGCCCCCAAAAGUUUGCUUCCAAAACCAGUCUGAUCUACCACAAGCAAACACACACAGGUGUUAAGCCAUUCAAGUGUGCGCUUUGCCCAAAAGUGUUUACACAAAGUUCGUCUUUGAAACACCAUAGUCGAAUACACGGUGAAAAACCGCACAAGUGCAAUCUGUGCCCCAAAGCCUAUGCUCAAAAUUACCAGCUGCGAAUCCAUAAUGUAACACACAGUGGUGAAAAACCUUACAAGUGUGAGCUGUGUUACAAAGCCUUUGCUUACAGGGGCGGUCUGAGCUACCACAAGAAAACACACUCAGGUGAAAAGCCGUUCAAGUGCAAGCUGUGCCUCAAAGCCUUUUCCCAGAAUUUCCUUCUGAAAAGACAUAUUCGAAUGCACACAGGUGAAAAACCUUAUGAGUGCAGGCUAUGUUACCAAGCCUUUGCUCAGAAGUCACAUUUGCAAAGUCAUAAUCAAACACACAAUGCUGAAAAGUCUUUGCUUCUCAGGCUUUUGCUUCCCAAGCCUUCUCAAGACUGCUAAAGAUAGCAGUCUGCUAUCACACAUGUGAAACACACAUGCGAAAAGCCA
Messenger RNA from Ixodes scapularis (black-legged tick), 2508 nucleotides. Its product is annotated as zinc finger protein OZF. Bases 1072 to 2460 code for a protein of 462 amino acids. The record is from RefSeq and is a predicted model, not a curated record. The transcript has 2 exons. Gene Ontology annotation, cellular component: nucleus. NCBI's taxonomy places the organism in Eukaryota, Metazoa, Arthropoda, Arachnida, Ixodida, Ixodidae.